Phialemonium atrogriseum is the source of this 1492-nucleotide messenger RNA. RefSeq lists its product as uncharacterized. The transcript has 2 exons. Lineage: Eukaryota; Fungi; Ascomycota; Sordariomycetes; Cephalothecales; Cephalothecaceae. Gene Ontology annotation, biological process: regulation of store-operated calcium entry. The coding region runs from base 154 to 1353 and encodes 399 amino acids. The record is from RefSeq and is a predicted model, not a curated record. Gene Ontology annotation, cellular component: endoplasmic reticulum membrane.
CUUGGCAGAAGUGUUGUUACUUACCUACCUAAAUAGGUAGGUACGUAGGUACCUGGACCCUGAGUUAAGGUACUGUAAGUACCUUUAGUAAAUAAUGGAUCCAUACCUAUCCGUACUGUUAGGUGAAUACGGAUUACCUCUACUCUGUGCCAGAUGGCAAGUGCCCAUCAUCCAAUCAACGUCAUUGCUCCUUCUCAUGACAUCUGUCCUCCGCCUCACUUUUGGCUGCCUGGAGCAGCCCUAUCUGCUUCUGCCUUUGCAGGACUUCGGUCCAACUUUCUAUUUCCGUGCGCGUCAUUUUCCUUGACCAGACUUGGUUUUCAGAGUACCGCUAUUCAAAUCCUGAGCACACUGCAGAUCCUGAGCACACUAGCGGCGCGUCCUAGACCGCGAUUAAUCACGAUGCGACUCGACUUUCUCUACCCCGCGCUCUGCCUCCUAACCGCCCUUCAGUUUGCUGGCCCAUCGCUGGCAGCGAAAGCGAAGCCCAAGGAUGCCAUUCUCCUGUCCGAUGUCCAAUCCCUCACCCUCCGCGCCGACCGCAAGACCACGCACCGCCGCGUGACCGCGAUCCCCCAGCUAAAAUGCAUAUCCGGACGGGCGCUGUGCUCGCUGCACAAGAUCGAGACAAUGCAAUGCACCAACCAGGGCUCGGGCUACGACCGGGAGGACGUCCAGUGGGCCUGCACCGCCUCGCUCCCGCCCACCCUCAAGCUCGGCAGCACCGAUGUCAUCUGCGAGGGCUACUCGUCCGCCGACGACCCCUACGUCCUCAAGGGCAGCUGCGGCGUCGAGUACCGCGUCGUCCUGACCGACGAGGGCGAGAGGCGCCACCCGGACGUCCGCGCCGGUGACGGCGGGACCGACUGGUCUGCGUACCUCUUUGGCGUGAUCUUCUUCGCCGUGGUCGUCUGGAUCGUGUGGAGCGCCUGUAUGGCCGACGGAAACGGGCCGCGACCGGUGGCGCCGCGGAGGCGAGGGAAUGGAGGCUUCUGGGGCGGCGGUGGUGGAGGAGGAGGAUGGGGCCCCGGAUGGGGAGGAGGAGGCGGUGGUGGUGGUUGGAACGAUCCUCCGCCGCCUUACUCGGGACCCAAGCCGGCGGGCGAGCAAGGCUGGAGACCGGGCUUCUGGAGCGGAUUGGCUGGUGGCGCUACGGCAGGGUAUAUGGCUGGGAACAGAGCCAAUAGGCCAACUAACAAUCGGCAAGGAGCUGGUUGGGGAGACAACUACGGGGACCGAGACUAUGGGAGUGGAUGGGGCGGUGGUUCCUUCAGGCAAGGCUCGUCCAGCUCAAGUUCCGGCUCGAACGCCCGGCAUGAGAGUACCGGGUUUGGGUCCACAACCCGGAGAUGAGUGAGAGAUCAGAACGGUCGCACCGGAAUAUACACUGGAAUAGAGAUAAGAGUCCCUCGGCUCCGAGCUUUCGUACUCUUACAUAUAAUGACCUUGUUGUACUGGCGCUUGUUUGUACAGUACAUGAAUACGAAUGGGU